GAGUAUGUCCGAGUUCACCACAUGUCGGCAGUGCCGAAUCACAUUUUACCUCCUGGUGCAUGGAAGGCGGUGGUAGUUCAUUGGUACUUCUCAAGCAGAGAUCGCGGAUACAACUUUAGUCACGUAUCGGCUAUGCAGACAUUGGAAGCUUUGCAGCACGCCCUCUCCAGCAUGGACCCUCCUCAGCUUCGGGUCCUGGUGGUGUCGGGUGGGGUGGCUGUAGGUGGCCUGCUGAUGUUUUACCUGCUUCGUGGGAGGAAGGCCAGAACCAUCCCUCUGGGUGACGGCUGGUGGGGGCCGGGGGAGAAGCCACAAUCUGAGGAUGAAAAUAUUUAUCCCUUUUUGGUCAAAACGUCAGAUGAGGAAAUUCAGGACCUUUACAGACGCAUCGACCAGACCAGGUUCACUGACCCUCUGGAAGAUGGGUGCUUUCACUAUGGUUUCAACUCCGCCUACCUCAAGAGAGUGGUCUCCUAUUGGAGGGACCAGUUUGACUGGAGAGAGCAGGUCAAAGUCCUCAACAAAUAUCCACAUUUCAAAACUAAAAUUGAAGGACUGGAUGUGCACUUCGUCCAUGUGCGACCCCCCCACCUUCCCAGAGGGCAGGCCGCCCGCCCCUUGAUGCUGGUCCACGGUUGGCCGGGGUCCUUCUUUGAGUUCUACAAAAUCCUUCCCCUGCUGACUGAAGACCCAGAUGGCCUGGUUUUUGAUGUGAUCUGUCCCUCCAUCCCAGGUUAUGGCUUUUCAGAAGCUCCACACAAACAGGGAUUUAACUCUUUGGCUUGUGCGCGCAUCUUUCACAAACUGAUGGAACGGCUGGGCUAUUCCGAGUUCUACCUGCAGGGCGGCGACUGGGGCGCUCUCAUAACUACCAAUAUGGCCCAGAUGAAACCAGAGUGCGUGAGGGGCCUGCACCUGAACAUGUUUGCGGUGACCCAGGGAGGGCUUGGCAUGCUGCUGUCUCUGAUCAUUGGACCCUACCUGCCCUUCCUGGUGGGGUUUACCCGGGAGGACGUCAGGCGGCUCUUCCCCUACAUGGAGAAGAACGUGUACGAGAUUCUGAGGGAGUCUGGCUACAUGCACAUCCAGGGUACCAAGCCAGACACUGCAGGCUGUGGACUGAAUGACUCCCCUGUGGGCCUGGCGGCCUACCUCCUGGAGAAGUUCUCCACCUGGACUGACUUCCAGAACAGGAGCCUGGAGGAUGGGGGACUGGAGAGAAAGUAUUCUCUGGAUGAUCUCCUGACGAAUGUCAUGCUGUACUGGACCACCGGAUCUAUCGUCUCUUCGAUGCGCUUCUACAAAGAGAACCUGAGAGAAAACCCGAACAGUAGAGUGGACGGAAGGAUGGCCGUGUAUGUUCCAGUGGGACUGGCGGCAUUUCCCUGCGACCUGCUCCACUGCCCCCGGCCCUGGGCCCGUCGGAAGUACAAAAACAUCCGGUCCUAUUCCUACAUGCCCCGAGGGGGUCACUUUGCUGCCUUUGAGGAGCCUCAGCUACUCGCCGACGACUUCAAGCAGUUUGUCAAGAAAGUGGAGAACAUUUAGCCUCAUUAGCAUGUUCUCCCACUGGAGUGAAGAAUGCAAUUUCACUGGCAUUCAAUGAUUUAAUGAUGGAUUUGCACUUAUAACAAUAGUAUAGCAAUGUAUCACAAUGUUAAUCAUUGGUUUGAUCACCUGCUCUGCACUUACUGGUUGUGAACAUGUUUACUGUGCUUCCUGGUUGGUUAUGAAUGUGCCAACUGUGCCUCCUGAUUGGUUAGAAACUUGCUUAUUGUGUCUCCUGAUUGGUUAUAAACAUGACUAAUGUGCCUCCUGAUUGGUUAUAAACAUGCCUACUGUGCCUCUGUUAGUUUUGAACAGGUCUACUGUGCCUCUCAGUUGGUUAUGAACAGGCCUACAGUGCCUCCUGAUUAAAAUGUUUUUCUGUUUUUCCAAAUGAAUUACUUUGUAUUAGGGUCUGCUGAGUGCCAGUAAAGCAUUUCGUUAUAAACA
Anguilla rostrata (American eel) is the source of this 1995-nucleotide messenger RNA. It is a transcript of the gene ephx5, whose product is annotated as epoxide hydrolase 5. The transcript has 9 exons. Gene Ontology annotation, biological process: epoxide metabolic process; arachidonate metabolic process. Gene Ontology annotation, molecular function: epoxide hydrolase activity. NCBI's taxonomy places the organism in Eukaryota, Metazoa, Chordata, Actinopteri, Anguilliformes, Anguillidae. The record is from RefSeq and is a predicted model, not a curated record. The coding region runs from base 22 to 1548 and encodes 508 amino acids.